AUGAACUGGCUCGAAAAAUAUCUUGUUACUCGCGGAGGACGUUCAAAGCCUACAAAUAUUGAGGCGCCGAAGUUUGAGUGGCCUGAUUCACCUGUCGAGCCUGUGGGACCCUGUCGAGAGGCUAUGACAGUACAGAGAAAGCUUUUCGACGACCUGCAACGGUUGUGCACUCUAGCUGAAAAGCACCAAGAUACUGCACUAGUAACCGCCUUGGAGACGCAAUAUCUACGCAAACAUGCAAAGCAUCUAAAGAACCUUGGUGAUCUCUUGCAGCAAGUGGCUCGAGCCUCAAAGCAACAGGGGCUAGGCCUAUACGUCCUGGAUAAAGAACUACGCCAUAGUAAUGGCUGCAUCCCAUGGCAGUCCAUGAAUGACCCUGACUCCCAUCAUGAAAGGGUCAGUGUUGUUACAAAGAAGAUUAGCGAGGGACUUUUGCUUCACCCGCAUGCAGCACAUCAUGAAGGAGGAUGCCAUGAGGGGAAGAUCCCAAGUCAUUAA
Messenger RNA from Talaromyces marneffei, 498 nucleotides. RefSeq lists its product as uncharacterized. Gene Ontology annotation, molecular function: ferric iron binding. The transcript has a single exon. The coding region runs from base 1 to 498 and encodes 165 amino acids. The record is from RefSeq and is a predicted model, not a curated record. NCBI's taxonomy places the organism in Eukaryota, Fungi, Ascomycota, Eurotiomycetes, Eurotiales, Trichocomaceae.